AUGCUGAUCAUCCCGGCAAUUGACCUGAAAGAUGCACAGCAUUGGGUAAAUGAAGGCGCUCGUCGUUUGCAUUUGGUUGAUUUGAAUGGGGCUUUUGCUGGAACACCAAUUCAUAAACCUGUCGUUGAAGCAAUUGCAAAAGCACAGCCUGAACUGCCAAUCCAGAUUGGCGGUGGUAUUCGCUCUUUGGAAACAAUCGAACAUUAUUUAGAUGCGGGCGUUUCUUUUGUCAUCAUCGGGACCAAAGCAGUUCAAAAUCCUGAAUUUGUUGAAGAAGCCUGUAAGAAGUUUGCGGGACACAUUAUUGUCGGUAUUGAUGCGAUCAAUGAUGCCGGUGUAUCGAGUAUUGUUUAUACCGAUAUCGCACGUGACGGUAUGAUGCAGGGUGUCAAUGUUGAACAGACAGUAAAUCUCGCACAAUACUCAGGUCUUCCAGUGAUCGCCUCAGGCGGUGUAACUAAUCUGGAUGAUGUGCGUAAUUUAAAA
This is a messenger RNA of Oppiella nova, 486 nucleotides long. NCBI's taxonomy places the organism in Eukaryota, Metazoa, Arthropoda, Arachnida, Sarcoptiformes, Oppiidae. The record is from the annotation of a GenBank genome assembly.